Molecule: messenger RNA, 560 nt
Organism: Zymoseptoria tritici IPO323
Lineage: Eukaryota; Fungi; Ascomycota; Dothideomycetes; Mycosphaerellales; Mycosphaerellaceae
Exons: 1
Source: RefSeq, a predicted model, not a curated record
ACAGAUUCCAAUCGUGCACCUCCACUUUCUCAACAUCUUCUCCCUCCUCCUUCCAUCCUCCUUAGGCUGCGGCUCCAAUUGCGUCUGCCUGGGUGCAGACGGGAAAAGUGAGUGCUCCGCGUUCGUUGCAGGCGUGUUGCCCCAAGGACUUCGACUGCCCUGCCCCUCCAUAGCUCUUUUGGCGUGCGCGCCGCCAGUGGAGUACGUCGAUUCCCUGCGUUCUUCAUCUUGUGCCGAGACUUCUGAUGCUGAUCAGUGCACAGUUCUUUGGUGAAAGAUAGGUUCUCGGAUGAAGAUGACGGUGGGGAUGAUCGGUCAGGCGGUCGGCAUGGAAGUCGGUCGAGAUGUCGGAUAUAUCGUUCUGGUUUCGGAAGUUGGCGUGAGCGAACGAGCAUGGAAUUUUGGAGCGCUUGGGCCGGCAGGAUGUGUUCAACUUCCAUGUUCUUUGGAUUUGAAGCACCGCUCAUAGGCACGAAGGGUUCUUUUCGCGCGGACCUCCUCCUCCGCGCUAGCUGGCUCUUCGGGUCGUCUCUCACUUCCCAAAGAAACUGGUAAUCUUG